AUGCUUAGUCCUGAAGGAGAAAUUAAAAUAAGUUUUGGUUAUAAAUGCAAUAAUAAUAGAGGUAUUUCUAACGAGAUCGCUAAUGGGUACAAAAAUCUUCCCGAAAUCCGUAGAACAAGUAGUUUCUCUUGUUUAUCUGGUGCAGCCUUGAGUGCAAAUGCUACACUAGCCAACACAAACAUCUGCAAUGGUAAGAUAGGUGGAGAGAUCCUUCCAAGUUGGGACUCUCCUAAUUCGUUUCGUAGAGUACCUUCUUCGCCAAGUCUUUCACGGUUCGGUAGACUAUCGUCUUCCCUCCCAAGUAGUCUCUCUUACCUUAGUUGCAGUCCAUCAACAGCUAGUGACAGCCUUGAAUACGAGUUGAAAUCUGCGAGUGAUCGAUCCAGUAGCGACGGAUUUCUUAUUGCCACAGAAGUUCAAGUAGCAGGAGGAGCUGCGGGCGAAGAUAGAGUUCAAGCUGUUUGUUCUGAAGAAAAUGGCUGGCUCUUUUGUGCAAUUUAUGAUGGUUUUAAUGGAAGAGAUGCUGCAGAUUUUUUAGCAGGUACACUUUACGACACCAUCAUAUCUUAUCUAGAUAAGUUAAUUUGGGAAUUGGAGCCAGGUUCCAUCACAGCUUCCAAUCACGCGGAUUUGGGAGAAUUCUUUCGAUAUAAGUUGGAAGAUAGUGUUCAUUGUCACGAGGAUCGUUCUCUGGCGCGCGGAGUACUUGAUAGCCUCGAACAUGCUCUCAGUCAGGCUGAGAACGAUUUCUUAUACAUGGUUGAGCAGGAAAUGGUGGAACGUCCGGAUUUAGUUUCGAUUGGAUCUUGUGUUCUGCUUUUGCUUCUUCAUGGUAAUGAUUUGUAUACUUUGAAUCUCGGCGACAGUAGAGCAGUAUUGGCGACAUGCAGUAACAGUGACAGAACGAAUAAGAGUGAGAAACUCAAGGCUAUACAGCUUACAGAUAAUCACACUGUCGAUAAUGAAGCUGAAAGAGCCAGACUCAUGGCCGAACAUCCCGAUGAUCCUAAGGUCGUCAUAGCAGGAAAAGUGAAAGGUAAAUUGCAGGUUACUCGCGCAUUCGGAGUUGGCUACUUAAAAAAGAAAAAUCUGAAUGAUGCUUUGAUGGGAAUCCUAAGAGUUCACGACCUUACGAGUCCACCAUAUGUUUCCACUCAACCAUCACUAAAUGUCCAUAAAAUAUCGAAUUCGGAUCAAUUUGUUAUAGUAGGAAGUGAUGGAUUGUUCGACUUCUUCAGCAAUGAAGAGGCGGUGAAGCUUGUAGAGUCUUACAUCUUAAGCAAUCCUUUUGGUGAUCCUGCAAAGUUUCUCAUAGAGAAACUUGUAGCUAGAGCAGCUAAUUCCGCAGGUUUCAGCAUGGAAGAGUUGAUGAAUGUUCCGGCCGGGAGGAGAAGAAAGUACCAUGAUGAUGUUACUGUAAUAGUGGUCAUGCUAGGGAUGAACCAACGGACUUCAAAAGCUUCAACUUGUAUUUAA
Molecule: messenger RNA, 1476 nt
Organism: Vicia faba (fava bean)
Lineage: Eukaryota; Viridiplantae; Streptophyta; Magnoliopsida; Fabales; Fabaceae
Source: the annotation of a GenBank genome assembly